Molecule: messenger RNA, 1926 nt
Organism: Vicia faba (fava bean)
Lineage: Eukaryota; Viridiplantae; Streptophyta; Magnoliopsida; Fabales; Fabaceae
Source: the annotation of a GenBank genome assembly
AUGUCCAGGCCUCUACAUAGAGGUGUGUCUGGAACUCGUGUACCUGACAGCAUCAAUGAUUUGUCAUGGGACUCACAAUCCAAAGAUAAAACAGAAAAAGACGAUUUUGAGAAAAGGGGUUCUUCAGAUCACACUCCUUUAGGAUUGAGGUCUCCUCUGAGUUUAGUUUUUAUAGCUGUUGUUGCUCUUGUUGGAUCUUUCUGGUGGACUUUGAAUUUGUCAUCUUCGUCAAGAGGUCGUGUUUAUCAUGGUUAUAGGAGGCUCCAAGAGAAACUUGUUUCUGAUUUGGUGGAUAUUGGUGAGAUUUCUAGGGGCGCUUCAAGGUGGAAAGAAUUGGAAACUUGUUCUUCUGAGUUGGAAAACUUUGUUCCUUGUUUUAAUGUUUCUGAUGGGAAUGAGUUUGAAAGGAAAUGUGAAUAUGAGCAGAGGCUAAAUUGUUUGGUUCUGCCACCGGUUAAUUACAAAGUUCCUCUUAGAUGGCCUACUGGAAAAGAUGUUAUUUGGGUUGCUAAUGUAAAAAUCACUGCCCAAGAGGUUCUUUCUUCCGGAAGUUUGACAAAAAGGAUGAUGAUGUUGGAUGAAGAACAAAUUUCAUUUCGUUCAGCCUCUCAUAUGUUUGAUGGAGUUGAAGACUACUCACAUCAGAUUGCUGAAAUGAUUGGACUUAGAAAUGAAUCUUCCUUCAGACAAGCUGGGAUUCGAACGAUACUAGACAUAGGUUGUGGCUAUGGUAGCUUUGGAGCACACCUCUUUGACAGUCAACUUUUGACUUUGUGCAUUGCAAAUUAUGAGCCUUCUGGUAGUCAAGUUCAGCUUACUCUCGAGCGGGGUCUUCCUGCUAUGAUUGCUUCUUUCACUUCAAAACAAUUGCCUUAUCCGUCUCUGUCCUUCGAUAUGUUACAUUGUGCAAGAUGUGGCAUUGAUUGGGACCAGAAAGAUGGCAAUCUCUUGAUUGAAGUAGAUAGACUUUUAAGACCAGGUGGAUACUUUGUCUGGACAUCACCACUUACCAAUGCUCGUAACAAGGAGAAUCAGAAAAGGUGGAAGUUUGUGCACGACUUUACAGAAAAUCUCUGCUGGGAAAUGUUAUCGCAGCAAGAUGAAACUGUUGUAUGGAAGAAAGCAAGUAAAAAGAGUUGCUAUACUAAAAGAAAGCCUGGUUCUCGCCCUUUGUGUGGUAGAGGUCUUGAUGUGGAGUCUCCAUAUUAUCGCGAACUGCAAAACUGCAUAGGAGGAACGCAGAGCAGCCGUUGGGUUUCGAUUGAAAAAAGGGAAAAAUGGCCUUCUCAGGCAAAUUUGAACAAGAACGGGCUAGCUAUACAUGGAUUGCUGCCUGAUGAAUUUGCUGAGGAUUCAGACAGCUGGAAAUCAGCUGUUCAAAAUUAUUGGUCACUCCUCUCGCCUCUAAUAUUUUCUGAUCAUCCAAAGAGGCCAGGUGACGAGGACCCUUCACCACCUUACAACAUGUUCAGAAAUAUUCUAGACAUGAAUGCUAAUUUCGGUGGCUUUAACUAUGCAUUAUUGCAAGCAAGAAAGUCUGUGUGGGUAAUGAAUGCUGUCCCAAUAAGUGGACUCAACUAUCUUCCCUUGAUCCAGGACCGAGGUUUUGUUGGCGUUUUGCAUGAUUGGUGUGAUGCUUUUCCGACAUACCCAAGAACCUAUGACUUGGUUCAUGCAGCAGGGCUUCUAUCCCUUGAAUUUUCCCAUCCGCGCAAGUGCACUAUGCUCGACUUGUUCAUUGAAAUUGACAGGUUACUUCGCCCUGAGGGUUGGUUUAUAAUUCGUGACACAGUUCCCUUGGUAGAAUCAGCUAGAGCUUUAACAACACAGCUGAAAUGGGAAGCAAGAGUUAUAGAAAUCGAAAGUAACAGCGAGGAGAAACUUCUGAUAUGCCAGAAACCGUUUUUUAAGAAACAUGCAAGCUAA